Molecule: messenger RNA, 4415 nt
Organism: Danio aesculapii
Lineage: Eukaryota; Metazoa; Chordata; Actinopteri; Cypriniformes; Danionidae
Gene: gorasp1a
Product: golgi reassembly stacking protein 1a
Exons: 9
Coding region: 106-1485 (459 amino acids)
Biological process (GO): Golgi organization
Cellular component (GO): Golgi apparatus
Molecular function (GO): protein binding
Source: RefSeq, a predicted model, not a curated record
CUGGAUGGACAACAUGGCCACGAUGUGAUGAGUAAUCCCUGUCUGGGUCGUUUGUUUCGGAAAAGCUAAACAUAACACUGCAAAACAUCGAAACACUCAAAAGCAAUGGGUUUGACACAGAGCAGUGGUGGUGGGCCCGAUGGGGGAACAGAAGGAUAUCAUGUCCAUGGGGUUCAAGAAGACUCACCUGCAGAGAAAGCUGGUUUGGAGCCCUUUUUUGAUUUCAUCAUAUCUAUUGGCCAUAACCGCCUUAAUCAGGAGAAUGAUAUGCUCAAAGACCUCCUCAAAGCUAAUGUGGAGAAACCAGUCAAGAUGGAAGUUUACAAUACAAAGACAAUGAGGAUGCGGGAGCUGGAGGUGGUUCCCAGCAACAUGUGGGGUGGACAAGGACUUUUGGGAGCCAGUGUCCGUUUCUGUAGCUUUGAAGGUGCAAAUGAAAAUGUCUGGCAUGUUCUUGAUGUGGAGUCAAAUUCUCCAGCUGCAAUGGCUGGACUCCAGGAACAUUCAGAUUUCAUUGUUGGAGCUGACCAGGUUCUGCAAGAUUCUGAGGAUUUCUUCUCCCUAAUUGAAGCCCAUGAGGGGAAACCACUGAAGCUACUGAUUUACAAUACGGACACAGAUAAAUGCAGGGAGGUUGUUGUUACACCAAAUGGUGCCUGGGGGGGAGAAGGAAGUCUCGGCUGUGGUAUUGGAUAUGGCUACCUGCACCGAAUCCCAGCACAACCCGAAGGCCCAAAAUCUGAAAAGGUCAGUCAAAGAGAGUCACCUGUGGCAGGGACACCAGAGCAAGAAUAUCCAACAAAUGGAUUCUCAGAGGUGUCGUUGAUGGCGUCUGGUCAGUCAUUGAGUGGUUUGGAUCUUGAAACCCCACUGCCACCUCCCAUUCAGAGAGUCAUGGAUCCUGGCUUCUCAGAUCACUCAGAAGUGGCCGUGAUGAAUUCCGAAGUUUCAGACAUUGCAGAUCGACUGGACCUCUCCACUUCUUCCAUCGACAUGACAAACACAUCUCUGGCUGUCAAAGAAGAUGUAGACGUAUCAGGUGUCGAGGAGCUUCAAGACAGUGAUUUCCAUAGUGGUGACCCUGAGGAGCAAAUUACAGAGGAAUAUUCUGCAAUGGAUUUCAGCUCCUCUAUUACACCACCUUCAAAUGCUUCUCCUCCUCUUUCUCUGUCACACUCUCUUCUCCCAAAUCCUCCUCUCGAUAAUAGAAUGCUGACAGACGUGGCAUCUUUGAUGAAUUCUUCAAUCCCGCCUCUCGAUUCUUCCAUACCUCCGCUAGACAUCUCUUCCCUGCUCAUUGACCCAGUCGCUCUUCAUUUGGAGUCGUCUGCCCUGCCUGAAGAACAAUUUCCCUCAGACACUGAUGGUGUCAGUCAGGGCUUUUCUGAGGAGCCUCAAUCAUUUGAGGGCCAAGAGGAACCUGUUUCCUCUGAUCUGACCUCAUUUGAUUCCCAUAAUGCUGAUGUUGAAGCUAAUCUCCAGUAGUGUCAAUACCAGGUACAGUCUUGUAUCUUGUUUACGUGGUUGCUCAACAAUCAUCGAGUGUGUGUUUUCUAAUGGCUUUGUUACUGUUAGAAUCUUGAGCGUGUGUUUUUUUAAUGGUUGUGUGCAAUUUACUUUUAUUUAGUGGUUUUCGUGCUGAUAGGCUUUAUGAUAGGCUGUUGGAAUGUAAGUAGGCCAAUGUUUUCUUUUAGAUAUGAGAUCUUAAUUUAGUUUUAUGUUACUAAGUUGAAACCUGAUUAACUCCGCUUAGAUUCCUUAGACUGGUUUUAAGUCUCAUGGUAUUUUGAAAGUAGCAUACUAAUCCUUUAUUUAAUUGACAGUUUGUUCUAAAUAUUUUAGUAUUUAUUUAGCUACUACACGAGCACUCAUGGAUUGCUGCGUUCAAUUGAACAAGUGUAGAUUAUGUAGAGUUAAAGGCAGACUAUAUACAAAGGAUCUUUGAAACACUGUGAUGCAAUAGACUUAUUUUGUCUAGACAAAACAUUACAUUAUUUUGGUUGCUAUUUAAUCGUUUAGAAGUGUUGCAACAUGUUGGGUUUUUAUUGAUUUUGUUUGGGUGUUUGUAAAGCAAAGCACAGUUUUUAAAAUGCUGGACGUGGGUUUUGUGUUUUAACCAAAAUCUUACUUGUUACUUUGAAUUUUUACUUUGAAUACACAGCCUUUCCAAUUUUUUUUAUUUGAUAACAUACAUAAAUAUAUAGGUGCACAAUAAAGAUUCGGCCUCAUGCAAUGCAGGUGCUUUUUGUUUCCAUGUGUUAUGAAUAGGGCUGCACGAUUAAUCGAAAGCGAUUUUGUGUGUGCAUUUUGUCAGUUAAGCUGGUUCUGUAAUCAGUAGUAAGUAGUAACGUGCUUUCAAAUGGAGCAGCAUUUACCACACAGAGUCUUAGUUCACUGACAAGCUAUGCAAAAUCAUAUGCAUGAUCACAGACCGUUCAAUCGUUUAUUUCUAAAAUCGAAGAUAAUCAUUCUACGAUGUGACCGCUGCUAACAUAAUUUCUCAGUGAUCUAUGGCUCUAUGUUGUUUCUACAUCCGAAAGUACAUCAAUAUACUACAUUUAAUAACAGUUUUUGACUAUAAUAAAUAAUUCAGUGAGAUGAUUCCAUAGUUUUGAGAUUAUUAGACACAUUGAAUCAAUGAAGCUAGUUUAAUCAGCUCUGUUUGAUUUCCUGAGUCUCUUCUGUUGCGCCAUAUUUACAGUUUCUGCAUGAGAGUUUCCUGUUAGGAUAAACUACUGAUCACAGAGCCAUGCUUCCUUGACCAGAUGUGCAUGACAGUUGCAGUUUUUGCUAAAUUGAGAUAUCAAUUUCAAUUUGAUCAUGUAGCUCUAGUUACGAGUGACCAAAAAUUCUUUGUUGUUGUUUAAAACGUUUUUUUAAACCCCUCACACACGUGUGUGAAUACAAGUGUCAAUUGGUCUUACUGUCAGUGUUUUUUCAGUUGCUGUUCUUGUUUUAUUCCUUUUGUAUGUUGUUUUUCUGAAACAUUGGCACAGUCCAGUUUGAUAUCUUGUGGACAGACCAAGUUCUAACAAUCAUGACAUUUUAAUCAACCAUAAACUUUAGAAUGAAAAAGCACAGAAAUUAAACAAGGAUGAAACUUUCUAUUUUAUUUGUGGUGGGUUUAUGGUUUAUAAGACUGGUUGGAAAGGCUGUGUGUUUGACUACAUAUAUCCAUAAAUAAAAAUAUAUGUACACUUUGGACUUUAGUUUUUGGGCCUGUCCAAAUACCCACAUUUGCUUUCUUGGCCACUUGAAAGUGUGCGCACAUUAAAUGUACACUAAAUCUAAACUAUCUAAAAUACCAUUUCAGAGCAGUGUUCAAUGCCAAGCGUAUCCCAUCAUGCAUUGUGUUCUGGAAACAAAUUAUAAUAAUAGACUUUUUUUGUCAAGACCUGUCUAUAAUUUGGUAGGAUGUUUUAUUGGUUCAUGCUGCAGAAAUUUUCUCUAUCAUUUAAUUAUGAACACCAAACACUUAAAUUUUGUUUGUUAUACGAAUUAUACAUAUUUUGUUACUCUAAGAAUAAAACAGUUGAAUGCCACAAAAUAUGCAAUGUAAAUUCAUAUUUACAGUUAAUAUACUGUUAAAUCAUACAAAAUAAUACUUAUUAUUUAAACAUCACAACCCUGUGAUGAAUUUUCUUCACACCCACUUUAUAAGCACUAUAUUAAAUACAGGGAAAAUGUCAUUUAAGUAGACAUUAUUAAAAUGGCCAAGACUGCAAGUGGUGGUUUGUGAACAGGCCCUUUCUCAGGUGUGUAAUUUAGGCUGGAAAGAGUAAUGCUAUAUUCAUGCUUAAAUGUUUGUUGACAAAAGUGUUAAAAAUCAACACUAGAGAAAGUUGUCACAGUAAUAAAUUUUGCCACUUUUUAAUUUUUGUGACGUAUAUACUUGGUUGUUAAUUGUUUUUGGUUGUUUAAUUGUGGUUUAGAUGUUUAUUGAUCUAUGCAAAUAUGGCUAUUGUAUUGAAAUUUCUGUGGUGUUAAGAUGACUCUAUCACUGCCACAUUUAAGAAUAGUGUCAUAUUCAGGACUUUUCUGUGUCUUGUUGAUGGGAAGAUCUGAAUGAGACAAUACCUCUUUGAUCUGAAGUUCUUUAUCAUAGUUCAUAAAGAGUUUCAGCUGUGAACAAAGACUUUAUAUGUGUCGAUUCCUGAAGAAAACAUCUCUUUGGAUUAAUAUUCAUUAAUGGUUUGUUGUUAGGAAAGACUAUUUGACUUUUUUAAGACAAAUGUACAGAAUAUCUGUUCUUCCUGAUAUGUAUAUUUUUGUAUUGUAAUGCUACCAACGCUUGACAAGAAGGUUAAACACAAAAAUGGUUUAAUUUUACAACACAAAUUGUAUUCUUUUGCUUUGUGGGGAAAUAACGAAGUGAAAACACUGGAACCAUACAUGGCAAUAAAAGAUCCAAACUA